Molecule: messenger RNA, 876 nt
Organism: Lobosporangium transversale
Lineage: Eukaryota; Fungi; Mortierellomycota; Mortierellomycetes; Mortierellales; Mortierellaceae
Exons: 3
Coding region: 141-752 (203 amino acids)
Source: RefSeq, a predicted model, not a curated record
CUUCUCUUUUUUCUUGCUUCAUUCUGUAUUUCAUCCUUUUAUUCAUUCACUCAUUCAUCCUCUCCAGAGGUUGUGUUCUCUACUUUUAUUUUUUUAAUAGUAUUCAGCAACUUUCUACAAUUAUCAUUUCACCAAACAUAAUGUCGCCUAUCGUAGACUCACAACGAAACCAAUCCAUCAGUAAUGGGAAUGCUGAUACAACUACUGCCACUAUUAAGCAGACAUUUGCUCGUAUCCACUCAAAGCUCAUGAUCCGUCCUGAGGAAUCAUUACCACGGGACCAGAGCUCUGCUGCCACGCUCGCUAGACUAAACAACACUAUCCAGGUCACUCGAGCUGUCUGGAACCAGCUCUGUGGAGAUGGAAGGGGACAUGCUGCGGAUAUAAAUGGUUCGGUUCCGGUUGCGAUCGUAGUCUCCCACGACUCCUUUCAGAUGCACCUCACUGAAGACACCCCAAAGCCCUUGAUGACAGCUAUCAUCAGCCGAGCCGUACCCCUUAUCUCCUCCAUUGACGGAUAUAUGCCUGAGAGUACAGAAAGUGAAUGCUUUGUCACUGCUGAGUUUGUUAGGACAUACAUGCCGUUGAUCGGACUAGAGAACCAGACUCAGAUCACCAUUCAGAAGACAGACCUGAUAGUUUUAGAUGAAAUCAUUUUAGCUGCAACUACGCCUGAGGCAUACGAGAUUAUUUCCACAGGUUUAUUUCAUUGUUCCAAAAGGUUUUUACUAUUUCUACAACAAAGCCUGUAGAGUUAAAGCUAACACAAUUCUCAUUGAUGAUAGAUCCAACACUGAUCUCAAACCACUUUUUACCAGAGGGGAGCGAGCCUGUCAUCAUCCGUUACGAGCAGAUUUACAACAUCCAAGGGCCUUC